UCGCGUGACAAUAACAUUGGGCUAACUAACUUUAACACUAUGCGUUAACAUUACUAACGAAGCUGCAGUGCUACGGUUAUGAAUGGAAGCCGGAAAGUGCCCGACAUUUAACUCAGCUUCUACUUGAAGUCGACGACUUAACGGACUGUUUUUGACGUAGACAGCUGCUGACCUACAUCGAACGCUGACCUACUUCAAACGCUGUCUGCAGAGCGCGCAGUUUUCUUCCUAGAAGUAUAGCCUAAGGCUUGCUCCAAUGGAAACAGGAGCGGACAGGACUCAAUACAAGAGGGGCAAAUAUAAAAGAUUUUUAGAUCCUGACUAUUUAAGUGAGGUGCCAAAGACCAGUAAAUGGCGGACCAACCAAUCAACUGAGGCUAAUGUCAACACAGCUGAUGAAGACGGAGAUAUAGCCCAAGAAAAUUCGGAUGAUUAUUCAGACAUUCAUUUUCAAACUAGAUCUCUUUACCCAGAUCUCAAUAUGCCCAAUGUAGACACAGACCCACACAAAUCUCCAAUGGAUUCCCCAUUACACCCUGGUUCAGAGGUAACAUUGGCACAGUGCAUAGUUUUAAUCCUGGCCUUUGCCCUGAGACACAGUUUGCCAUCUAAAGCCAUCGAAGAUCUACUAAAAUUGUUAAAUGUUAUUUUACCACCCAUCAAUAUCUUGCCACACUCUCUACACAUAUUCAAGAAAUUUAUUCAAGACCCAUCAGACGACAUACGAGUCCAUUUAUUUUGCAAAUGUUGUGGUGCAAAUUUAGCUAAAGAAACGUCACUUUGUGAACACUGUGGUGAUGACACAAACAAGGACAAUGUCAAAGAGGGGGAUUUCUUCAUUAGUCUCUCUAUAGAAAACCAAAUCAGGGACAUCCUCCAAAGAGAACGUCUUAGCGAUUGUGCACCACCAGGCAAUAUCCUCAGAGAGACCAAUUACAGACCCGGGGACAUUUCUUUGUUGUGGAGCUGUGAUGGUGUGCCCAUUUUUAAUUCUUCAUUUAACUCCCUAUGGCCGAUUCGUUGUGUGAUUAAUGAGCUGCCUGCUGAAGUCCGGUAUAAAAAUGUACUGCUUGCUGGUGUUUGAUUUGGGCGAGGGAAGUCUAAUAUGUCGACAUUUCUCCACCAAUUUGUGCAGGACAUAAAAACAACAAAUACAAAUGGUAUAACCUGGAAGCAUCCACACACUGGGUUGAGACACAUUUCAAGGGUUUUCCCUAUUGCCUGUACAUGUGAUGCAGUGGCAAAAUGUAUGCUCCAAGGCAUCCACCAAUUCAAUGGAUCCUAUGGCUGUGGAUGCUGUCUUAAUGAGGGAUUAGUUGUGGCCAAAGGUCGUGGAUUCACACGCGUCUAUGACAAUGUUCCAGCUCAGUUAAGAACUCAUGAGCAAAUCAUUAAUUGUGGAGAAGAAGCUGUUGAGAACAAUGUUGAGCAUGUCCUUGGUGUUAAAAUGGUUUCCCCCUUAAUAUUACUCCAUAGCUCUGGAUUUGGCUUUGACAUGGUUAAAAGUUUUCCCGUUGACUAUAUGCAUGCUGUACUACUUGGAGUCACUAAACAUUUUUUAGAUCUUUGGUUUAAUAGUAAAUAUCAUGAGAGCCCUUGGUACAUUGGAACAGCUAAAAACAAAAUUGACAAAAAAUUGCUAUCCCUGACACCACCAUCUGAUGUCCCCAGAGUGCCACGCACUGUGGAGAGUGCACAAAAAUGGAAGGCGGCUGAAUGCCGUAGCUGGUUGCUUUUUUACAGUUUGCCUGUUUUGAAUUUAAUCUUGCCCAACAAAUAUUUAAAACAUUGGUCAUGGCUUGUCAAUUCCAUAUUCCUCCUUCUUAAAGAUACAGUAUCAGAAAUAGACUUGGCCUGUGCAUCCCAGAAUAUAGAAAAAUUUGUUAACCAAGUCAAACAAUUAUAUGGAAUCUCCCACAUGUCAUACAACAUACAUCAAUUGACCCACCUUGAAUUUUCAGUUAAAUUACAUGGGCCCUUGUGGUGUAAUUCAGCCUUUGUUUUCGAAGGCCACAACCAAAAACUAACACGUUUGUGCCAUGGCACGCAAUCAAUACCGCAGCAGAUAGCAUUUCGAUUUUCUCUGAUACAGUCCUUACCCAUUCUAUUGGACAAUUCAAAAAGUGAUAGCAAUCUAACACAUAUAAUUGAUAAGAUGGUACAUGAUUGGAUAGCUGGAUAUCCUUUAAGAUCAAAAGCUCUAAAGUUACAAAAUAUAGUACUACUUGGAUGUCCACACCACAAAGAAAUUGAUAAUGUGGAGCAGUUUUUGCUAGCUCCUAUAUGGGGACCUCAAGGCACAACUGUUGCACAGUACUACCAUCGUGCAGUGAUGAACGGCAAAGUUUUCACAACAGAAAAAUAUGGAACCAUGCAAAGACACAAUAGCUAUACAGUUGAACUGAAAAACGGAAGCAUUGGGAAAAUACUAUCUAUCAUCAGCUUAGAAAGUAAUGUGCCUGUAUUGGUUAUUCAACUUUUUCAUUCUGAAAUUGCAAUUUUUGCAUCAGAGACUGUGGGGCAUUUGAAAUUGAUUAGUGCAACCCCCGCUAAAGUUGCAGUGAAAUACAGUGACAUAGUCAGAAAGGUCGUAUUUAUGAAAUUUGAGAAAAUGAUGUAUGCAUCACUUCAGCCAAAUGGCAUUGAAAUAGAUUAAUCUUUUGCAAUGAACUCCCCUUUCAUGUGUACCCUUUUCCCUCUCUCUUGCUGCUGUACAGGCCAAUGGCUUUUGUUGUAUGUCUUCACAAAUGAUAAAUAA
Messenger RNA from Alosa alosa (allis shad), 2758 nucleotides. RefSeq lists its product as uncharacterized. The transcript has 4 exons. Lineage: Eukaryota; Metazoa; Chordata; Actinopteri; Clupeiformes; Clupeidae. The coding region runs from base 1106 to 2656 and encodes 516 amino acids. The record is from RefSeq and is a predicted model, not a curated record.